Trichoderma aggressivum f. europaeum is the source of this 3006-nucleotide messenger RNA. RefSeq lists its product as uncharacterized. NCBI's taxonomy places the organism in Eukaryota, Fungi, Ascomycota, Sordariomycetes, Hypocreales, Hypocreaceae. Bases 1 to 3006 code for a protein of 1001 amino acids. The transcript has 6 exons. Gene Ontology annotation, cellular component: Golgi stack; ER to Golgi transport vesicle membrane; endoplasmic reticulum. The record is from RefSeq and is a predicted model, not a curated record. Gene Ontology annotation, biological process: intracellular protein transport; transcytosis; endoplasmic reticulum to Golgi vesicle-mediated transport.
AUGUUCUCUAUCUCCAGCACGCCGGCGAAACAGUCCGCUGGCGAAACCAUCACUGUCCUCAGUGGCCGACUUGCUUCCGCAACUCUCCUCGAAGAUCGGCGCGCUGCGGUUCUAGGCUUGCGAAGCUUCGCGAAGGACUUCCCAGCAUCGGUAGCUUCUGGAGCGUUGAGGAGCCUGAUUGGUAGCCUGUCCAAAGACUCCGAAGAUGUCGACACAAUCAAAAUUGUUCUGGAAACUUUGCUGAUGCUGUUCAACCCAAACAAGGAAAGCCCCGAAGCAUCAGACGAAAUCGCAUUAUGGCUGGCCGACGAAUUCACCCAAAGGCAGGAGAACAUUACGCUUGUGCUGGACUUCCUAGACGCUCCUGAUUUCUACUCACGGCUAUACUCUUUGCAACUUCUGAGCUCAAUCCUUAUAGCACGAACUCAGCGGACGGAAGAAUGUGUCCUCUCUGCGCCAUUGGGCAUCAAUCGACUCGCGGGCGUUCUUGACGACCAACGAGAGGCGAUUCGCAAUGAAGGUGUCAACCUGCUGAUAUUACUAACGUCUAGCUCAAUUGAAAUACAGAAACUCGUUGCCUUUCAAAAUGCCUUUGAUAAACUAUUUGCCAUUAUUGCUGCCGAUGGCUCGCUCUCUGAGGGUGGGAGGACCGUGGAGGACUGUUUGAUACUCCUGGCCAACCUAUUGAGGGGCAAUUUGGCCAACCAGUCUCUAUUCCGAGAGUCUGGUUGCAUAGGCAAGCUCACAGAGAUGCUUAAGGGACUGCUCGAAGAUCAGAAACAGGAAGACAGCAUUGCCAAGUGGGCACAGAUCCAGCACAAUCGCAACAUCUACGCAUUCAUCUCCAUCAUCCGUUUAUUCCUAUCUGCAAGCUCCGCUGAGACGCAUCAGAACCAAGCUACCUUCUGGAGACAUGGGCUCAGCUAUCUUGUCUUGCAGCUCGCAUUCGAUGCCGACGUUCAAAUCCAAAUCAAAGCUGAGGCUUUGGCCACAUGUGGCGAUUUGAUCCGUAACAACAUGACCAUCCAGGAAGGAUUCGCCUCACUCAUGGUUCCUCCCCCCCUGGAAUCUGCCGCUGGAGCUACAAGUGCACCCAACGGCCAAUCUAAGAUCUACAUCAUUGAUGGUUUACUGGACCUGACACUAAACGUGCACGAUCUUUCCGCAUUUGACUUGCGAUUCGCUGCUUGCCAAUGCUUAAAGGCCUAUUUUUCCAACCACCCCGAAGUGAAAUCUCACUUUUUAGGCAGAGCCAUAGAAGGCUACCAGUCUGGCCGUGACGAAUCAGCCAACAUCCUGAGUGUUUUGCUGAGGUUACCGGGGGAUGUAUUUUUGAGCGAUCCAUAUCGUGUGUGGUUUGCCUCUGUUAUCGCAUUCCAUUUGCUCUAUGACAAUCCUGCGGCCAAGGGAGUGGCAAAGGGUUUGACCGAAGGAGAUGCCUCCAAGGGCGAAGAAGUAGUGACCAGCAUACAAACGAUCACGGCGCAUCUUCUCAUGCGGAUACGUCGAGAUGAUGACACCCGCAUAUUAGUGGGAUAUCUAAUGUUACUUCUUGGUUGGCUAUUUGAGGACCUUGACGCCGUCAACGACUUUCUGGCCGAGGGCAGCAACGUCCAAGGUCUUAUACAGGUAAUCUCACAGCCAGUUCGCAUCGCGGGAGAAGUCGUACAAGGUCUAUGUGCCAUGUUGUUGGGCGUCGUCUAUGAGUUCUCAACGAAAGAUUCACCCAUACCACGAGCAACUUUACACUCUAUUUUGGAGUCGCGGCUUGACAAAGACGGUUACUUGAAUCGGCUGGCAAAACUUCGAAACCAUCCCUUGCUCCGAGAAUUCGAAGUUACGCCACAAAAACUCAUCUCCUCCCUCGAUGGUGAAGAGAUCAACGUAUUUUUUGAUGAUGUUUUUGUCGAUUUUUUCAAGGAUAACUACAGUCGUGCAAUCCGUGCCAUUGAUAAGGUGCCCGAUAUGGAAGUCUCGGUUAUUACGAAUGGUACGGAGCAGGGUAUUUCAAGGCAGCUUGUGGACUCUCUGCGGAAUCAGAUAGACGAAAAAGACCACGCAAUUCAAGAAGCCAACAAAGUCAAUAAGUCUCUGGAAGGGGCCGUUAAAGAGGCGCAGGAAGCGAAUCGCCGUGCAAACGAAGAUGCCGAGGCCACAGCGGCGAAGUUGACGACAGAAAUGCGCAAACUGCAAGGCCAACAUGCUGCGAAAAUCUCGGAGUAUGAGCAAAGAGCUGCUCAAAUGCAACAGCAGCUCAAUGCGAAAGACUUGCAGCUUCAAACCCAACUUGCUGCUAAAGAUCAGUAUCUACAAACUCAGCUCAAUGGCAAAGAUCAGCAGCUCCAGAACCAGCUAAACCAGGCUAAAAAAGCGCACGAAGUAGAAGCAGAACGUGCGAGACAGCGAGCGGAAGCUGAAAUCGCAGAUUUGCGGGCGACUGUUAGCAGGCUUGAGGUUGACGUGAUGAAGGCCAAUAAGAGCAAGACUCUUGAACUUCAGGCGCUUCGCGCUGAGCAUGCCGAUCUAUUAAAAGAGCAUACCGCGCAACUAAAGGAGGCCAACGAGAAAACGGAAGUGAAGGAAAAAGAGCUAAAGAAUACGAAAGAAGAGGCUGAGCGGCUACGAGAACAAGUUGAGGAGCGGCGGAAAGAAGCCGAGAAACGACAAGAUGAAUAUGAGAAGUUACAGGACGAAGUCGAGAAGCUACAGGAGGAAGCCAAGAAGCUACGAGAAGAAGCUGAAAAGGCACAACAAGAAACUGAGAAGCUACAGCAGGAAGCUGCAAAGACAAAGCAAGCUGUGGCAGAUGCAGAUAAAGCCAGGGACGCGGUUCAGUCUGAACUAGACGAUCUUCUCAUGGUGUUUGGUGAUCUAGAGGAGAAGCUAGGAAAAUACAAGACUCGCUUGAAAGGGCUUGGUCAGGAGGUAUCCGACGGUGAAGAUGAUGACGGGGACGAUGGCGAGGAAGAAAGCGAUGCUGAGGAGGAUGGAAACGACGUCGACUGA